AUGGUCCGCAUAAAACAUCGCUACCUCUUAAUCGACAUCCUGCAUCCCGAGCCCUCCCAAAUCCACAACAAAUCGGGAGCGUCAUCGAUACCGGCACAUCUCUACUUCCAUCCGCCGACGCCAGAUAUAUUGACCUCCAGCGUGCUGGCACGAUUACUUCGCGACACUAUAUCGGAGUUAUUUGGUGAUUAUGGAAUGGGGAAGCUGGGUGGUGCAUCGAGUGGGAAUUUAAUCAUCAAAUAUUUGUCGCCCGCGACGUCGACGGCGAUUAUUCGGUGUCCCCGCGCAGCGUAUAGAUUGGUUUGGGCGGCGCUUACGUAUCUCAAUGCGAUCCCUGCGCCGGCGACAGGUGCAUCGGCGAAGAAGUCGGAAAUGACAAUGAGGAAUGCUGUGUUUAGGGUUGUCAGGGUCUCUGGGACGAUGCGCAAGGCGGAGGAAGAGGCAAUCAGACGAGCGAGGAGGGAGAUUGGGAGGGCGAGGAAAGAGAAUGAUGGGGUGUUCGAGGGGUUGUUCGGGGGCAGGGAUGGUGGUGCUGCUGCUGUUGUGGGGGACGACGAGGCUGUUUUUGGGAUGGAUAUUGAUGAUGAUGACGACGAGGAAAGUGAUGAUGAGGAUUGA
Messenger RNA from Talaromyces amestolkiae, 618 nucleotides. RefSeq lists its product as uncharacterized. Gene Ontology annotation, cellular component: ribonuclease P complex. The transcript has 2 exons. The record is from RefSeq and is a predicted model, not a curated record. NCBI's taxonomy places the organism in Eukaryota, Fungi, Ascomycota, Eurotiomycetes, Eurotiales, Trichocomaceae. Gene Ontology annotation, biological process: tRNA 5'-leader removal. The coding region runs from base 1 to 618 and encodes 205 amino acids.